CUGUAGAGAGAGAGAGUUGACGGUCAAUUCUUGGGGUGUGAGAUGUUUCUAUUUAUUCCUCGAAGAGCUUGCCAAAACUUCCAUGGCUGCUCCAACCUUCAUCUUUCUCAUUGUCUCUGCGAUAUGGAACGUAGCAGCGGCUCAAACAAGAGGAGGAGGAGGAGCUCGCAAUAUAACAAGAGGAUCUUCUCUCACGCCCACCGGCAACUCCUCGUGGAUCUCCCCCUCCGGUCACUAUGCCUUCGGAUUCUACCCCCAAGGCAACGGCGGCUAUGCCGUCGGAGUCUUUGUGGCCGGAAUUCCCGACAAGACGGUGGUGUGGACUGCAAACAGGGAUAAUCCGCCACCGGCUACCACAGCCAAUCUCACCCUUCAGCUCACUGCUGAUGGCAGGCUCAUACUGCAGUCCCCGCAAGAGGAGAGCAGCCCCAUUGAUGACGCUUGGCAGAACAUUUCUUCAGCUUCCAUGCUCGACACCGGCAAUUUUGUGCUCUAUAACUCCGAUCAGGAGAAAGCCUGGGAGAGUUUUGACCACCCAACUGACACAAUUCUACCCGGUCAGAUCCUCUCAGUAAACCAAGAGCUGGUCUCCGCCGCUUCGGAAACUGAUCACGCGUCGGGGAUAUUCAGGCUCAAGAUGCAAAGUGACGGGAAUCUUGUCCAGUACCCAGUGAAUACCACAGACGCGCCCCCAUUCGCAUACUGGGCAUCGGGGACAUAUGGAACAGGGGAUCAGGUCACUCUCAAUCUCGACAAUAGUGGCCGCCUCUAUUUGUUCAACUCAAGUAUCGUCCUAAGAAACAUAACCGAAGGAGAACCUUCAAAGCAAGAUACGAUUAUCAUGAUGAGACUUGAUUCAGAUGGCAUCUUCCGGGUGUAUUCACACAGCUUGGAGGGGAACGGCAUCUGGUCAGUUCUGUGGCAAUCUACAACUGAUAAGUGUGCUCCGAAGGGUGUCUGCGGUGUAAAUGGAUUUUGUGUCCUAAAUAACGGCAAAGCCACCUGUAGCUACCUUCCAGGAUUCGAUUUUGUUGACCCGGGCAAUAUUAGCACUGCGUGUGUGAGGAAUUUCAUUGCGCAAAGUUGCAAAGACGAGCAUCGGAGCACUGAGAAUGAUAUGAAGGAUUUGGAGAAUGUCGGGUGGGGAGGUGAAGAUAUUUCCUACUUGGAGCUAUCGUCAGUGACAAAGGAAGAGUGUAAAGAAGCCUGCCUUAAGGACUGUAACUGCGAAGCCACCGUGUUUGAAUACGGCAAGUGCAGAAAGCUAAGGCUUCCUUUGAAGUACGGGAGAAGAUUCUUGGGAGAGGGGUACUACAGUGCUACUUACGUCAAGGUGGGCACAUCUGAUCGACCAAUGAUCCCCAGUAAAGAUCCUGAGAAAGAAAUCAAGAAAGAGAAGAGAGUGGGCAUUCUAAUCACUGGUGUUUCGCUUGCCGGGCUUGCCUUGGUGGUUGUGAUAAUUUCUAGAGUUGUCAUUUACAGAAACCGCAUUUGGGUGUACAGAAUGAUCUCUGAGAAAGCGAAUUAUGAAUUGGGUGAAGAUGUAUGUCUACGGGCUUUUACUUUCUUUGAAAUGGAGCAGAUUACGAAUGGAUUCAAGCAUGAGCUGGGUAGAGGAUCUUCAGCAACGGUUUUCAAAGGGAUCAUUCCAUACACCCAAAAGGUUGUGGCUGUGAAGAGACUAGAGAACAUGCUAACGGAGAGUGAACGAGAAUUUCAUACGGAGGUCAAGGUGAUUGGCAGAACUCAUCACCGGAACCUUGUUCGUCUGAUUGGUUAUUGCAUUGACGGAGCAAAUAGGCUUCUUGUGUAUGACUAUAUGAUCAACGGAUCACUUGCAAAUCUUCUCUUCAAGGCUAGAAACCAGCUAAAUUGGGACGAAAGGAUUGGGAUUGCUCUUGACAUUGCCAGAGGCAUCCUCUACCUCCACGAAGAGUGCGAGACACAAAUAAUCCAUUGUGACAUAAAGCCUCAUAACAUACUCAUGGACGUGAACAUGAUCGCUAGAAUUAGCGACUUUGGAUUGGCAAAGCUUUUGAAACCAGACCAAACUAAAACCUUUACUGGGAUAAGAGGGACAAAGGGGUAUGUGGCACCAGAGUGGCACCGAAAACUCCCCGUGACAGUUAAAGCAGAUAUCUAUAGCUUCGGAGUUGUGUUGUUAGAGAUCAUAUGUUGUCGAAGUUGCUUAGAUUGGAGCCUCCCGGAGAAAGAGGCGGUGCUUGAGGAAUGGGUGUACGACUGUUUUGAGGCGGAGGAGUUGGAAAAACUGAUUGGUGAUGAAGAGAUUGACAAGAGAGAAUUGGAGAGAAUGGUCAAAGUAGGGCUUUGGUGCAUACAAGAUGAACUGUCACUGCGUCCUUCAAUGAAGAAAGUUGUGUUAAUGCUUGAAGGGACUGUGGACAUCCCUACACCUCCAAAUCCUACUUCCUUUUCGAGUACCAUCUAACAUGAACUCUAAUUACCACUAUAUUAGUUGUAAUGUUCCUUGUCGUACUUGAGGAAAUAAAUUGGUCGAUGAUUGUUUACAGGAUUUAAGGUAGAUUGUAUUUGUUCAUGAAUUAAUUGUUUUGUGAUUUGGAUGAGAAUGGUAUUAAAAUACCUGGAGUCACCAAGCAAAAUAUGUGAUGUAGGGGAAAGUUGUGGAUUAAUAAAGGCUUGUCACGCGAUUAAAAUGAUGUCUGACAAGUUCAUAUGGGUUUGAUGAGCGAUAAUUUGGGUGAAAUCCUUGACGGAAGAACAC
Molecule: messenger RNA, 2743 nt
Organism: Diospyros lotus (date-plum)
Lineage: Eukaryota; Viridiplantae; Streptophyta; Magnoliopsida; Ericales; Ebenaceae
Product: G-type lectin S-receptor-like serine/threonine-protein kinase LECRK3
Biological process (GO): protein phosphorylation; recognition of pollen
Molecular function (GO): protein serine/threonine kinase activity; ATP binding
Source: RefSeq, a predicted model, not a curated record